AUGAGCUACUCGUCGCCUGAGUCAAUUAGCUCUGGGGAUGAACCGACGAAUACCAAUUAUGACGUGUGGAAAGGCACGCUGCGGCAGUGCUUGAAAGGCAUCAAAUCCGUCGGUGAUUUCGCCUCCUUCACACGAUACACCUCGUUCACCAACCCGGCGUUGAAAAUUGAGGGGCAUCCCGCCUUUCCACUUCCGUUGACCCCCGGCCAUGCGGAACUGAUCAAGGCAGCAUGCAAACAGGCUCCUUUUGGCAAAGGAGAUGAUACUCUCGUCGACACCUCGGUGCGGAACACUUGGGAGCUCGAACAUAGCCAGUUUGAGCUGCUGAACCCCGAAUGGUCCGCUUUCCUUGUGAAAGUUGGCACUGGGUCCGCUGGUGGCCUUGGAUUGAUGAAUAUCAGUUUGAAGCCUCACAAGCUGCUGCUCUACGAGAAGGGGUCUUUUUUCAAGCGCCAUAAAGAUACUGAGAAAGAACCUGGAAUGGUGGGCACGCUGGUCGUCUGUCUACCAUCAGAACACUUGGGCGGAGAUGUUCAUCUCAGUUUCGGCUCUGACGAGCGCAGUUUCUCGACGGCACCGACCUCAAGGUUCGACUUGACCGCGUUAGCAUGGUACUCUGACGUCUCACAUGAGGUUAAGGAGCUGGAGGCAGGCUACCGCCUGGCUCUAACAUACAACAUCGUGCAGAACGGGUCUAAAAAGCAGUCUGCUGGGUUCUUUGGACAGCAGGCCCAGCAGAUCAAAAAGAUUUUGCUUGAGUGGCAAAGGCUGUUCCCUGAAAAGAACACGCUCAUUCACCGCCUUGAGCACAAGUAUUCCGAGGCGAGCUUGUCAAUGCGCAACACAAAAGGUCGCGAUGGAGCUGUUUGCCGGGCUUUACAUCAAGUGGCAUCUGAAUGCGGCGUUUACCUCCUGUUCGCGCAACUGACGCGCAGCGAGAAAGGUGCCGAGCCAGAUUACUAUGGCUACGGCGGAGACGACGAAGAAGACACAUACAACGACAUGAAGACCCUUUACUCCUAUGAUGGCAAGCCGGUUGGCUUUGGGGGCAUGCCGGACGACGAAGAAGUUCUGGACCUGAGCAAACUCUCGGAAGGCAAUCCCGACAGCGAGGACGAAGGAGAGUUUACUGGAAACGAGGGAGCUGAAAGCACUUACCGAUAUCAUAACACGGUUGCAGUUCUCGUCAAGAAGAAAAGCGUCCAUCGGUACAUGAGCCAAGUCCCCCAUUAUGGCUCGUCCAAAAACUCGUACACAGAGAACAUGGUCCAGAUGGUCGCCGAUGACAUGGCCAAGUUUAUGCAGGAUCAGACUGUCAACGAGCAUGCAAGACCCCCGGUGCUCGAAGUCAUACGGAAGGCUCUGGGGUCUGGAGGGAGCUCGAAAGCAAUUACCCCUAUUGCCGUAUACUGGGCACUGACUUUGGAAGAUAGAAAACUCUAUCGAAGUGCAAUGGCGGCGGCGGCGAAAAGUGGCAUCCAAGAUAUUCAUAACAGCGCAAUUAAAACAGCGUGUGACUUCAUCGAGGAGCGUUUUGGCAACAACCCGGAGUCUAUUGAGUGGGAUAAGUGGGUGGGAAAUGUAGCAGAAGCAGACACUGUUGCAAGUGUACAGCGCAUCAUACAAGAUUUCACACCGGUCUUUACGAAUAAUGUUGUUAGAGACUCGUUCGUCAAGUGGGGAGAGUCCAAGCUGAGUGACAAGUUCAAGACUCAAGCCAGUUUCGACAUUGGCGAACAUCUCUUCUUUGUCAAAACUACAGGAGAAAAGCAUGACCAAAAGGAGUGGCUUAUGUCGAGUUUGAUACCGGCACUAGCCUCUCGUGGCACCCGUGCACUUAUUUAUGGAGUUCUUCGCUUCGUAUUUGUCAAGAGGGACCAGGUCGAGUUUGCUAUCGCGAAGGAAUUGUUUGAAUACGUUCUUCACCAUGCCUUUCCGAGACUGCUACUUCAGGGAGCAGACAUGCUCCCGAAGCCAGCCGGCAGUGGCCCAUCGAAUCGUGGGCCACCGACUCGUGAUCCACCGACUCGUGAUCCACCGCCUUGCUCCGGGCCUCUUAAAGAUUUUGUUGACCUUGUGGACCAAUGCCUAACCUUGGGGCUCGUUGAGAAAAGGAAAGAAUUGCUGGAAGCAUGCUGCAACCAACUGGUGUGGACCAAGGCGGAGUGGCAUCCCAAGAAAGUUGGCGGAGACGUUGUUCCGCAGCUCCUCCAACCCAUCAUCAAGACCUUGAAAGAGCACAGCAUCCCGGCUACACAAGGAGUCAAGGACUUGUUUGAAGUCAUUUUGCGCGAGGGGCUCUAUGCAAACGUCCCGCAGAACCCACCGAAGCGUCGGGGCUGGACUCAUAAACCACGUGCGUGCCCCAACAACUACGGCGGUUUAGGUCACAAAUGCCGUGAUUGCGAGGCCAUGAAUGCAUUCCUCGUUGCGCCCGAUCAAAAAGUCUGGAGAUACCAAGCGGGAAAACAGACCCGUGACCACCUUGAAAGCCAGCUUCGAGCCGACAGCAGCGGUAGCGGUUAUGGUAGUGGCUAUGCCUUUGGCAGCAGGGCGCAGUAUUUCAACAUCAAAACGGAAAAAACGCAACGGACCCAUACCAUGGUUGUGGAGAAGACCGGACGAGAGUUUGCAGAAGCGGUAGAGUCGUGGCAACAUAUUGUUUGGGCACUUGACUCUCGACUCAUGCCAUUGCGGGAUGAGAUGGUGGCCGAGAUGCUGGGCGACGAAGUCUAUCGAGAGCUCGUUCUACUCGAGAACCUGCUCGCGCAGAUACCAGCUGGAACGAAGCGUCCUGCAGACGAGACUGCUACUGGUGACCGUCAUGGUGUAAAGAGGGUUCGAUUGUGA
Colletotrichum spaethianum is the source of this 2850-nucleotide messenger RNA. RefSeq lists its product as uncharacterized. NCBI's taxonomy places the organism in Eukaryota, Fungi, Ascomycota, Sordariomycetes, Glomerellales, Glomerellaceae. Bases 1 to 2850 code for a protein of 949 amino acids. The record is from RefSeq and is a predicted model, not a curated record. The transcript has 4 exons.